Solanum dulcamara is the source of this 1154-nucleotide messenger RNA. Its product is annotated as paired amphipathic helix protein Sin3-like 1. Gene Ontology annotation, cellular component: histone deacetylase complex; chromatin. The coding region runs from base 108 to 953 and encodes 281 amino acids. The record is from RefSeq and is a predicted model, not a curated record. The transcript has 8 exons. Gene Ontology annotation, biological process: negative regulation of transcription by RNA polymerase II. NCBI's taxonomy places the organism in Eukaryota, Viridiplantae, Streptophyta, Magnoliopsida, Solanales, Solanaceae. Gene Ontology annotation, molecular function: transcription corepressor activity.
GAAAGAAGAUUUGUUUCCUUAUAUCUAAAUCAUUAAUUAACUCCAUUAUUUUUGUUGAUAAAUCUUUUGAGCCUUUUGUUUCUUCUUCCUCGGAGAACCUCAAAAGCAUGAAGCGAUUGAGGGACGAUGUAUAUUAUACACCACCAUUUAAACGGUCAUUUUGUUCUUUCCAUGGAGAAUCAAUUGAUAUUCUUGCUGCCAUAGCCCAAGUGAAAGACUUGUUUGAAGGGCAUCCUAGUUUGAUCCUUGGAUUUAAUGCUUUCCUUCCCAAUCGCUAUGAAAAAAUCUUCAAUGAUGAAGACACGGCUCCUCUGAAGAAAACAACUUACAAGGAACAAGCACUCAAAAGCAUGGAGAAAUUGAUAGACAAUGCAUAUGAUACACCACCAUUUAAGAGGCCAUUUUGUUCUUCCCAUGGAGAAUCGUAUGUCGGCCGUAUAGAUGUAGUUGUUGCAUUGUCUUAUUUGAGAGAUGUUAGGGACAUGUUUUCGGACCAAAGAGAGAAGUGUGAAAAGUUUCGUGAUGUUAUGAAAGACUUAAAGGCUAAAAGAAUUGAUACUGUUGGUGUCAUAGCAAGAGUGAAAGAAUUGUUUAAAGAGCAUCCUAGUUUGCUCCUUGGAUUCAAUGCUUUUGUUCCUAAUGGCUAUAAAAUAAUCCUCAAUGAUGAAGACAAGGAUCCUCCAAAGAAACCAGCUGGUCAGGAACAAGCACUGAAUCUAGUGAACAAAAUAAAGCAGAAACACUUAGGAAAUAACCAUGAGUUCAAAUCCUUCCUGAAUAUUAUGAGAGAGUGUAGGAAGGAGAGCAAGGACGUCAAAGAGGUGUACCAUGAGGUUGCCGUACUUCUCAAUGAUCGUCCAGAUUUGCUAGAUGAGUUCUCUAGAUUCUUGCCAGAUUCAGUUACUACCAAUCCAUUGUCUAAUUUGGAUGACGAUAAAAUGUUGAUGAAGUGAAGUGUAGCACUUUUGCUGUGCUCCUCGGGUCAAAUUUAUAGAGUUGCUAUAUUUAAUUUAAUAGAAUAGCAUAUUUCAAAUUAUUAAAUGGAAAACUUAGAUUAUUUUAUUUAAUUAUUCACCAUUUGUUUUCUUGCAGUCCUGCAUCAUUUACUUGAUAUCAAACUUUUACCAUAUGUGAGGUAUAUUAUUUGGUUUUCA